UCAGCAAGCCGGAAGUUGAGGCGGGACUUCCGGAGCACAGCCUCGAGGCCGAGCUGCCUGGGUAUCUCUUCGUUGCGCUCUGCCCCGAGCAGCUCUAGGCGGCGGCUGUUCGCGCUGUGGCGUCUUCGCGUUGCUGGUCGCGCUACCUAUGACUCCGAUGCACCGGCGGUGGGUGCUGGCCCCGGGAGGCCUGUCUCGGGUGCGCGUGGGGCCGUGGAACCGUGGGCGGCUUGCAGCCUCGGAGGGCCCCAGACGGGAGGGCGUGUGAGGGGCGCCCUGUGGACGCUGCCCAACAGAGCCGAGCCCUCCCUGCCCUGGAGCCGGGCGGCGGGACCGCUCGGCGAGGCAGCCGCAGAGCGACCGGCAGAGGCAGUGAUGAUAACCUCAAGAUUUUAAAAUGAACUGAAUAAUACUACAAAGCAUGGACUCUCCAAGGGGAGAGAGAGUGAAGGUUCCCCCUGCUCUGUUCUGUUGCUGCAUGGAUGAGUGCCUUGAGUCAGUGUUCUCCCUGCUUGUGCACCGUCUCUCCGAGCGGCCACGCCAGGUCCCAGCCAUGCCCAGCCUCAGAGUAUGCUCUAAAGAGGCAGCAGUGGAGCUCUCAGUUCCUGGACCAUCCCCUUGGACCCCUAGAGCCCAGGCCUGUGUGGAGUGAUGCUCCUGCCGAGACCCACCCUGGAUCUGCACUUCAUGGUUCCCUCUGUUGUGGUGACGCUGAGCCAGGAGCCACCUCCCCUCACCAUCAGCAGCCAGGCUGGGACACCAGGACUAAGGGCCAGGAGUUUGUUCAGAAGGAAGAAGUUUCUGAGGACUUGGAGUCACAGGUAGAAAUAUCAGACAGCUCUGGCAGUGAUGCUCCCCAGACACCUGAGCUUGGAGGACUCCGUGGUGGUGUAGAAGAAAGAGACUGGGGGGUCCCUGCGGAUGAGAGGCAGAUGCACCGCCCUCACCAGGAGGGAGCCUUCACUCUAGCACAGAUGCUUCUCAGGAGCCCCUCAGGAGAGAGAGAGGUGGACUGUGAUGACAUCAAGAGCAGCUGCAGCCGGAGCCCAAGCCCAGUGGAGUGUCAGGGGCCUCCUGCAGAGGGGAGGCCCCAUCCACUUGGCAUACGGAGCCUGCCCUGCAGCCUGGACCUGCCCAGCUGCACAGGACUUCACAUGGCUGAAAGCCCAUUCAUAUGCAGCGAGUGUGGGAAAACCUUCGAAGGAGACCCCGAUCUUACUCAGCAUCAGACAGUGCACGCUGGACACAAGUCCUUCAUCUGUAACGAGUGUGGAAGGCUCUUCAGCACACACACAGGCUUCCUCCAGCACCAGCUUACCCACCAUGGGGAGAAGCUGCAUGUGUGUUCUGAGUGUGGGAAGGCCUUCUGCCAGAGCUCCAGCCUUAAAAAGCACCAGAAGUCCCAUGUGAGCGAGAAGCCCUAUGAAUGCAGUGAGUGCGGGAAGACCUUCAGGCGCAGCUCCAACCUCAUCCAGCACCAGAGAAUCCACUCUGGCGAGAAGCCUUACGUGUGUCAUGCCUGUGGGAAGGCCUUCAGGCGCAGUUCCAACCUUGUCAAGCACCAGAGGGUCCACACAGGGGAGAAGCCCUUCGAGUGUACUGAGUGUGGGAGGGCCUUCAGCCAGAGCUCACACGUGAGGAAGCACCAGAGGGUCCAUACUGGGGAGAGGCCUUACUCAUGUAGCGAGUGUGGCAAGCCCUUCAGCCGGGUGUCCAACCUCAUCAAACACCACAGGGUCCACACGGGGGAGAAGCCCUACAAGUGCAGUGACUGUGGGAAGGCCUUCAGCCAGAGCUCGAGCCUCAUCCAGCACCGGAGGAUCCACACUGGGGAGAAGCCUCAUGUGUGUGCUGUGUGUGGCAAGGCCUUCAGCUACAGCUCGGUGCUCCGAAAGCACCAGAUCAUCCACACGGGGGAGAAGCCAUAUGAGUGCGGCGUCUGCGGGAAGGCCUUCAGCCACAGCUCCGCACUCGUGCAGCACCAGGGUGUGCACACGGGUGACAAGCCCUACGAGUGCCGCGAGUGUGGAAAGACCUUUGGCCGCAGCUCCAACCUCAUCCUGCACCAGCGGGUCCACACGGGGGAGAAGCCCUAUGAAUGCACUGAGUGCGGGAAAACCUUCAGCCAGAGCUCAACUCUCAUUCAGCAUCAGAGGAUUCACAACGGGUUGAAACCCCACGAGUGUAACCAGUGUGGCAAAGCCUUCAACCGGAGCUCCAACCUCAUCCACCACCAGAAGGUCCACACUGGAGAGAAGCCCUACACCUGCGUCGAGUGUGGGAAGGGCUUCAGCCAGAGCUCACACCUCAUUCAGCACCAGAUCAUCCACACGGGCGAGAGGCCCUAUCAGUGCAGUCAGUGUGGGAAGUCCUUCAGCCAGCGCUCCGUUCUCAUCCAGCACCAGCGGAUCCACACUGGGGUGAAGCCCUAUGACUGCACGGCUUGUGGAAAGGCCUUCAGCCAGCGGUCAAAGUUGACCAAGCACCAGUUGAUCCACACCAGGGAGUGAACCCCUCGCAGCUUCACCCUGACCCCCUGGCUGUGCCUCGCUCUCCCUCCCCAGACUUGAGGUGCUCUUGCUCACUCCGUCCACUCCAUGGUCACUGCCCAUUAGGCCGCUGUCCACAGAGGCCACCGUCCACAGACUGGGGACUGUCCUGUGGUCCUGCUCCUUCUCCCAAGUCCCCUGCCAUCACCUUUGUCUCCAGUGAGCUCAUUUCUCUUUGUUGUUUGUUUUUCCAGUUUGUUAUGAGACAGCUGUACUUGUUAGAAGGGAAAGGAUUAUAGAGGCUGUGCAGUCAUCCAUAGAGUUUAUUACUGUUAAGGAACACAACCAAGAAAGUAAAUGAGAUUUGGUUUGAGACAACCACAGACCUCUGUGUGCUCACUAGUCAAGGGACUGAGUCCUUUGUCAGUGGUUGUGGCUGGUAUCUUUUCAUAAUGUCGGGUUGAGAGUUUUCAGGUCUGGUUGCUGUCAACCUCCCCACCCCCCCAUCCUACCUGGUAAUGGGACUUGACCCUCCCUGCUCCCCUCUCUCCGUGGUGUCCGUCUGCAGUCUGUGGUUAUGUGUUCUUGCUCUGCGGUGGCUCAGGCCCUGUGGCCCCACUCAGGCUGCAGCACAAUUGUACAUGAGGCAGUUUCUGAGCUCUGGUCCUGGGCCUCACCCACAGGGGCUGCUCUACAUGCUCCUCCCUUCCUCUCCACAUGCUCCUGGAUCCAUCGCCAGACAUUUACAGGGCACCUAGGUGCCCCUAAGAGGUGGGCAUUGGCUCCUGACUCCCUGCAUUGGGGAACUUAGCCCAGAAGCCACACUUCUGCCACCAGGGAGGGCCUGACCUGGGAAUGUCCUGGAAGGAUGGGGGACCCUUCCUGCACUGUUCCAGGAGGAAAGGAGGCAGUGGCUUGUAGUCAUGAAGGGAAGGGAAGGUAUGGCUUCUGAGUUCUCAAGGAAGUAGAGGCAAGGCCAGCAGUUGCAAGAGGGAGAGGUGGUUUGAGGCUGAAGAGAAGAGAGGGUGGAGGGGUGACUCGGAUGCGCAGACAAGUCCAUGGGCUUGGGUGGCAUGGGCUGCCUAGCGUCUCCUCCAAGGCCCCAUGAAGCAGCUGUCCCUGCUGCCCUGCAGAGGCCCUGUCAUAGCCUCCCCUACACUUUGGGCGCCAUCCCACCCCCUCUCCCCCGGCAAUACCUAAUGGGAUACAGUUUCCAGACUUGGCCUCAGCCUGACAAGACUGCUCCUAUUCUGUCAGGCAGCUCCUCUGGCUUCACGUUCCUCCUCUGCCAGUCUGGCUUUGAUUUAUGAUUCCUUUUUUCAGUAAGUAUCUGUGUCUGCCUCUACUCCGCUCUUUCGCUGAUUGGCCCGCUUGCUGCUGGCCUGUGUCGCUCAGCCCUGCUGCACAUGGUGCGCUGUCACAUCCUCUGCUACGGAGUCGGAGACCCCUCCAACAAGAGGCUAAAAUUGGUGCAAUACCAAAUUUGUGCAAGACUCCUCCACAGAAGGGGCUUCAGCCACCUCCUGCUAGGCCUCCUGGAGUCUCUGGACCGCUCAUGAUGGCACUCAGUUGUCCAAGGGCUUCUGAUGCAAGAAACUGCCCUCUUUCCCCCAUACAACAUGCCACUAGAGCUGCAAUUACUGAAACUGGACCUCCUGAGCCCAUGACCCUCUGUACCCAGCUGCUCAUUACGCUCUGGGUCACAGAAGCAGUACCCAACAAGCUUAGGGGCUGCCGAGCUGCCUUGGUGCAGGAUGGAGAUGAACCUGGGCCUUUGGCCUGCUCCACCUGCACGAGGAAUAGCCUCACCUAUUCUCAGUCCCUUUCCAGAUGUCAGGCUGCUGGACCCUGUCCACCUGGGGAGCUCCAGGGUGGGAUGAACUCGGGGAACAGCAGUGGGAGUUCCAAGACUAUAGGCAGAGAAGUGCCAACCGUCAUGGAAGAUGGAGCUCAGAGGGGAGCUGCUCCUCAUAUUUAACCAGGACGACUCUGAUACAGGGCCAGACUGGAGGGUCAGCAUGACUGGCCAAACACCAGGCAGUUGUCUUAGCACCCAGUGACUUGACUCACAAACAGCCUCAUCUGUACAUUUUUACAAACUUGUGCUGUCACCUAAGAGUUGCACCCUUUGGUGUAAAAAGCUCCAGGAAUCUCUUGCCUCACAGAUGCCCCAAAAUACCAGUCAAGGUCUCUAGAUGGCUCUCCCUAUACUUAGGCACAACACGAGGCCUCCCCUGCAUGCCCUCAUCCCCUCCGGAGUCACAGGUUUUACUGAGAGUGGCCAAGGCACCCUUGUCAGUUUUACCUGCUGCAGGCUGCAGAGUCCACACAGCUCAUUUAAACAGCUCUGAAUUAGCUGAGUGAAACAUGGUGUGUCUCUCAUCAAACAUCAGGGUGAGUGGUGACUAGCAGGCUGGCACCUUGAGGCCUCGUCCUUCUCGUUUCAUGCCCACAUCUGGAAAAGCAGAAAAGCCAGCCAGAUGCUCUGCCCUCUGAUGCCAGCAGGAGACGGAAAGCAUCCAGGCCCUCGCCUGUGCCCAGGGACUAUCCCGCCAGCCUCUCCUGCUGACCGCAGUAGAGGCCCAGGCUGCCGACCCUUCUUGCUCUCAAGCCACCUCAGACCUGUUCCAGAGGCCUUCUCUACCCUCCUCAGAGACCUCCU
This is a messenger RNA of Bubalus bubalis (water buffalo), 5151 nucleotides long. It is a transcript of the gene ZNF16, whose product is annotated as zinc finger protein 16. The record is from RefSeq and is a predicted model, not a curated record. Gene Ontology annotation, biological process: regulation of transcription by RNA polymerase II. Gene Ontology annotation, molecular function: RNA polymerase II cis-regulatory region sequence-specific DNA binding; DNA-binding transcription factor activity, RNA polymerase II-specific. NCBI's taxonomy places the organism in Eukaryota, Metazoa, Chordata, Mammalia, Artiodactyla, Bovidae. The transcript is spliced from 4 exons. The coding region runs from base 483 to 2510 and encodes 675 amino acids.